Molecule: messenger RNA, 426 nt
Organism: Anopheles maculipalpis
Lineage: Eukaryota; Metazoa; Arthropoda; Insecta; Diptera; Culicidae
Product: cuticle protein 8-like
Exons: 3
Coding region: 1-420 (139 amino acids)
Cellular component (GO): extracellular matrix
Source: RefSeq, a predicted model, not a curated record
AUGAAGUGCUUCGUUGCCAUUGCUCUGCUCGCCGUUGCCGUCAGUGCUUCGCCCGUUGAAUACGGACACUAUGGUGCCCCCGCUCUGGUCCACGCUCCGCUCGCAGUCCAUGCACCAGUGGUGAAGCAUGUCGUUGCCGAGCCUGUUGCCUACCCGAAGUACUCGUUCAACUACGGAAUCAAGGACCCGCAUACCGGUGACAUCAAGUCGCAGGCUGAGGAACGCGACGGAGAUGUCGUCAAGGGCCAGUACUCGCUGGUUGAGCCCGAUGGUUCGGUGCGCACCGUCGACUACACCGCCGAUGACCACAACGGAUUCAACGCAGUCGUCCACAAGUCUGCCCCGGCCGUCCAGAAGGUCAUCGCUGCCCCAGUUGCCCACUACGCCCCGGCCCCAGUCCUGAGCCACUACGUGCACUAAGCGACG